Molecule: messenger RNA, 668 nt
Organism: Colletotrichum phormii
Lineage: Eukaryota; Fungi; Ascomycota; Sordariomycetes; Glomerellales; Glomerellaceae
Exons: 1
Coding region: 164-586 (140 amino acids)
Source: RefSeq, a predicted model, not a curated record
AGGAACAUCCGAGAGAUUAAGGAAGUCUUCCGGCUGGUCAUAAAGCAACGCUCAGACUCGACACAUGCCUUUCGCAGCUGUCAGUUCACUGUAAUUACCUUUCCCCGGAUCCCCUCACCUGCGCUGCCGGACAAGUCACAAUUGGACUGCUUAUCUCGACUUCAUGCUUUCUGUUAUCCGCAAAUCAGAUCAUCAGACAACUGACAGGAAUUGUCCCGACUCAAUCUCAUCCCAUGGUCUCUGUGACUUGGUUCUACGCUCCCUCAUUCCCUUCGUCUCACCGCCUCAACUUGACCUCACCUCAACACCACCCAUCCAAGACACCUCGCAACCUGCAUCACGGAUCGUGGCCUCUCUCCUGAGGGCCAACUAUCCCUGCCAUAUGGAGCCUUGCCCUCCUCUUAUCCCAAUACAGCCUCGCUUCUGCUCCCAACUGCCGCCCGUUGGGCCAACUCAUCUCACCCACACCAUCAUCGGCCUGCAUCCACACACACAAACUUAUACUCACACACUCACACACCUGUGCUGUCAAGUCCACCGCCCAAACCUUCCGCCGACAUUGAAUUUCGUCCAUAUAAUUGUCUGAGGAAAGCUUCCGUGGCCCCGCGGCGAUGAGGGCUAAGUUCCAAAUCCUGCGCGAUGUUUGGGCGCUUGGCCUGACUGAGCUC